AUGAGCACAUCUAAUGACGUGCUGGUGAAUAGCAAGAACUCGGUCAGUGUAGCGCGUCGAUACGCUCUAUACUCCAACUAUGAGUUGGCCCUCGCUAUUUACAACAGCCUUGACAAGGACUUUGACGCAUAUCUUGAUUCGUGCAAAGAUAAGCAGGAACAUAAAAAAUGGAAGCAAGUUAAGGAAAGGAUAGCUGAGGAGGGGGCACUUGUACGCGCAAUUCAGGACGAGUUACGAGCAUUCGUGAACCCAAGCGAGGCGGCACGAAUCGAUCGGCAACAAUGGAGGAAACAGCAGGAGGAGUUCAAACCGAUUUGUGGCGGGGAAGAAAAUGGACAGAGUGACCGGGGUGCAGGCAAGGCGGCCCGUCUGACGACUCUUCACAUCACAAAAUCCGUCCCACCGAAUUUAAGUAGGUUAGCUUCCCAAUCGUUGUUCGAAAGCAACCCCUCUACUCGUAAUCAACUGCUGUAUGGCGAUAAGGAUCGAUUUGGCCCACCAGAGGGACCCGUAAUCCGAAAAAGCAAAGCGGUAAAUCCACAACCGGCUCAAAGGUUUGCAUCACCCGUAGUCCGGCGUCGCCCGGUCAUCACAUCGAGCAACACAGCAAGUCUUACCAAUGGCUCUCAAACGGUUCCACCCAAGGCAAAGAUAGCUCCACGACGUGUUGAACGUCCGAAGGAAAAUGCCACGCGGGGACAAAUGCCACGUUCUUCAGUUCCACGAUUUGUACCGCGUAGUGGGGAGGAAGAGCUUGUGGCACUCAUAGAAGCUGACAUGCAUGUAGGAUCGCUUAGUGUUGGUUGGGAGGAUGUUGCUGGUUUGCAGGACGCCAAGGGACUGCUGGAGGAAGCCGUGGUGUACCCCGUGCUGAUGCCGGAGUAUUAUCAAGGCAUUCGACGGCCUUGGAAGGGUGUUCUGUUGUAUGGUCCACCGGGUACGGGCAAGACGAUGCUUGCGAAGGCAGUAGCGGCGGAAUGUAACACAACGUUCUUCAAUAUUUCACCCGCCACACUGACGAGUAAAUGGCGCGGGGACAGCGAGAAACUUAUCCGCGUGCUCUUCGAAAUGGCGCGGCACUACGCGCCUAGCACAAUCUUUGUGGACGAAAUUGACGCCGUGUGUAGCCAACGUGGCGAGAGCAGUGAGCAUGAGGCUUCACGGCGUGCAAAGGGGACACUCUUGGCACAAAUGGAUGGGUUAAGCGUGGAUCCUGGAAAAACUGUUAUGGUACUCGGGGCCACGAACCAUCCGUGGUCGAUCGAUGAAGCGAUGCGCCGGCGCCUGGAGAAGCGUAUUUAUAUACCCCUUCCCGACUAUAAGGAUCGUCUGGAGCUGUUCCGUAUCAACACGAAGACUUUAAAACUGUCCCCGGAUGUUGACUUUGAUAAGUUGUCCAAGAUGCUUGAAGGGCGCUACUACAGCUGUGCGGAUCUAACGAAUUUAGUUCGUGAUGCAGCCAUGAUGACGAUGCGGCGUUUCAUGGAGGAGAUGGACAAGACAGAAGUGAAAAGGCGUGCGGCGGAGAUUGGGAAGUUGGUUGCUGAACAACCCAUCACAAUGGAUGAUUUCUUAAAUGCUGUCAGAAAUGUUCCCAGUAGUAUUAACGUAGAGCAAAUUAAAAAAUUUGAGAAGUGGAAGAAGGAGUUCGAGGUAAAUGUUUAG
Messenger RNA from Trypanosoma brucei brucei TREU927, 1665 nucleotides. Its product is annotated as katanin, putative. Gene Ontology annotation, molecular function: ATP hydrolysis activity; microtubule severing ATPase activity; ATP binding. NCBI's taxonomy places the organism in Eukaryota, Euglenozoa, Kinetoplastea, Trypanosomatida, Trypanosomatidae. The transcript has a single exon. Gene Ontology annotation, biological process: microtubule severing. The record is from RefSeq and is a predicted model, not a curated record. Gene Ontology annotation, cellular component: microtubule cytoskeleton. The coding region runs from base 1 to 1665 and encodes 554 amino acids.